Molecule: messenger RNA, 1164 nt
Organism: Notothenia coriiceps (black rockcod)
Lineage: Eukaryota; Metazoa; Chordata; Actinopteri; Perciformes; Nototheniidae
Product: oxysterol-binding protein-related protein 6-like
Exons: 3
Coding region: 1-387 (128 amino acids)
Cellular component (GO): plasma membrane; cytosol; nuclear membrane
Molecular function (GO): cholesterol binding
Source: RefSeq, a predicted model, not a curated record
AUGCAUGAUGUGAAUUCCUGUUUAGCCGUGCAGCCCGAUGACUACGCCCAGUUCUACGGCUUCUCCCGUUACGCCAGAGAGCUGAACGAGCUGACCCCCGAGCUGAAGGCCGCCCUCCCCCCCACAGACACUCGCUUCAGACCAGACCAGAGGCUGCUGGAGGAGGGGAAGGUAGCAGAAGCAGAUAAAAAGAAGGAUGAGGUGGAGGAAAAGCAGAGGGAGAGGAGGAAGGAGAUGACCAAGACGGGGGAGGAGCACAUCUCCAGGUUCUUCAGGAAAACUGUGGACGAGGCGGGCAGAGAAGUGUGGCUUAGCAACGACACCUACUGGAAGCUGCGGCAAGAGCCCGGCUUCGCCUACACCGACAACCUGGACCUUUGGUCCUGAACACUGAGGGCAUGAAGAGCAGUGAAACGCCCUGUAAAUGGUAAAAAAAUGAUGAAUGUAUCCGUUAGUAUACAUGAAUAUUAACCUCUUAGAGAAGAUAUAAAGAUCCAGAGUUCUGCUGCUACCAUGAGACGUAGAGAAUUCAUGAUCAAAAAGCUCAUCUUAACUUUAUAUCUGUUUUUUAAGCUUUUUACCGAGGCCCUUCGAAAAGAGGAUUGAAGCCUCAGUGUGUAUGUAAAGUGUUUUGUAUCAUAGUGUUGGGACCAAUAUCAGAUAUUAUUUUGUUAGUUUAAAAAUGUCUAUUUUAAGUAAGGCUCAUUCUGAUAGUUGUGAUGGGUAAUGAAUAUUUGCAGAAGCUUGCUUCAGGACUCGGGGCCCAGGACCCGGGCCAUCAGGUCCUGGUGGGGUGUGUUACAGGUGAACUGGUGCUGUCCUGCUCCCUUGUCUGUGGGUCUUAUUCUUUAAACGUUUGUCCAUUUGUAAAAAUCUGUUUUUUUUUAAAUGUUCUGAUGUGAACACAUUGGUGAUGCGUCGUCCUCCUGCUGAUUGGGUCUGUCUGUCCUGGCAGCCUGUCCUCUCGUCUGUAUGAUUUGUUAAUGUCCGAAAUGAGCUGACGGGCGAGGGUUUUACCUUCUGUGCCUGGCGCUCUGUUGAGGCAGUGAAGUGUUUUUAUUGACGUUUCAACAAUGGAUUUUAAUAAGGAAAAGAGACUACUGUUAAACCCAGUGAACGUGUUUUCUUAAUGCUUUUGUUUCAAAUAAAAGGUACCAAAAUCAA